AUGGUUGCCACUCAUCAUCUUGCGGCCCCUAUCCCCACCGAACUUCCCGACCUUGAAUCCGAUGAAUACUUCUCUGAAACGCAAUGGCAGGUCUUGUUCAUGUUAAUCGACGCCGUUAUCCCGUCGAUUGUUGCCGAGCCAAGCGUGACAGACCGGAAGGCCCAGUUGUGCAUUUCCCAGUCCCAGUAUGACGAAGCCUAUGAACACACCCAGAGAUCUCUGGAAUAUCCACCAAGCCAAGAGAAAUUCCGUCAAUAUAUGGAAGCGAGCGCGUUAGACAACAUACGAUUUGCACGAUUGCUUAAACGCACCAUACAAGGCCUCCCACUCACCAGUCGUAGACAACUAGGGCGUAUCCUGAAUAUAAUAGCGACCCAUACUGGUAGUCUAGCUGCAACGGGCUACUAUACCCCCGUGCAAGAACAGCCAGUCCAUAUCAGAGAAUCAAUCAUCCGAGCAUGGAACCAAUCCUGGAUCAGCGCCUGGCCGUUCCUCGCGAAGACCAUCACCAAAUUAGCCCGGGUAUGUUUCGCUAAAACGGACCCCCUAUUACACGAAAUUAGCGACUACAAGGAUGUCGUCGACGACUACAAGCCCGGGCCAUCAUUCGACUUUAACUUCAUGCAAUUCUCAGCCGGAACCGAGCCCGAAACAAUCGAGACCGACGUCGUAAUCGUCGGCUCCGGCUGCGGAGGAGCAGUAUGCGCUAAGGUCCUCGCGGAGGCCGGCCACAGGGUCAUCGUCGUUGAUAAGGGCUACUACUUCCCCCCUCCCCAACUCCCGAUGACCGUCGAAGCGGCCCAUGAAUAUCUUUAUGAGGGCGGCCCUGCCAUGACGGCCGAUGGCUCCACGAAUGUGAUUGCGGGGAGUUGCUGGGGAGGCGGCGGGACUGUGAACUGGAGCGUUUGCUUGCAGCCUCAGGGGUAUCUGCGGCAGGAAUGGGCGGAUGAGGGACUGAGCUUUUUCACGACGCAGGAGUUCCAGAAUUGUCUUGAUCGCGUGUGUGAUUUUAUGGGUGUUAGCGAUGCUCACAUACGACAUACUCACGGAGCACAAGUUAUCCUCGAGGGGGCAACGAAGCUUGGCUGGUCUGCUAAGUCGUGCCCUCAAAAUACCGGAGGUGCCGAACAUUAUUGUGGCAGGUGUUCGCUCGGCUGCGGAUCUGGUGAGAAGCGCGGCACAACUGUAAGCUGGCUUCCGGCUGCCAGUCAGGCGGGCGCAAGAUUUAUUGAGGGGUUCAAGGCCGACAAGAUACUAUUUGAUGAGACGCGCGGGUCUAAACAGGCAAUCGGAGUGCUGGGGACAUGGACAUCGCGAGAUAAGGAUGGGAAUGUCCAUACCCCUGAGUCGGACAGGGUUCAGAAACAACUUCGAAUCAAGGCGAAGAAAGUAAUUGUAGCGUGCGGCACAUUCCAAAGUCCAAUGCUAUUGAUGAGAAGCGGAUUGAAGAAUCCCCAUAUCGGCAAGAAUCUCCACAUACACCCCGUCAGUCACCUCAAUGCUGCUUUUGACAAGGAUGUCAAAGGUUGGGAAGGUAGUAUUUUGACGAGCGUGUGUACUAGUUUUGAGAAUCUCGACGGUAAAGGGCACGGAGUUAAGCUCGAGCCGAGUAGCAUGGUUCUAGAUAUGUUUUUAUUUGAACAUCCGUGGCAUAAUGCCUUACAGUGGAAGCUUGACGCGCUCCGCUGUCGACAGAUGAAUACCUACAUCUCCAUAGCUCGGGAUCGCGACACCGGCCGCGUGUAUCCGGACCCAGAUGACGGUCGACCUAUCGUCGAUUAUCACCCGUCAGCUUUCGACCGCAAGCAUAUACUAGCCGGUGUUGUUGCCCUAGCAAAGAUGUGCUACAUCCAGGGUGCGACCGAAAUCUGGGCCUUCGUUCACAGCAUGCCAUCGUUCGUACGGCGUUCCAAGCCGACCGAUCCUACUACGGAAAGGGGCGAAGACGAUGACAUUGAUCAAGGGAUUAACGACCCCGAAUUCGCUGCCUGGAUCGAUAAACUCGAGCACACUGGGCUGAGCUCUCCGGACGCGACAUUCACCUCGGCGCAUCAGAUGGGUACUAACCGUAUGAGUGCACACCCAUCACGCGGCGUCGUCGACCCCGAAGGUAGGGUAUGGGAGGCGCAGAACUUGUAUGUGGGUGACGCCAGUGUCUUCCCAUCUGCAAGCGGUGUAAACCCCAUGAUAACUAACAUGGCUAUCGCGGAUUGGAUUGCCAGAGGCAUCUCACGGGACUUGAAGAGAGAAGGUCGAAUUCGUGCCGCGUUGUAA
Molecule: messenger RNA, 2274 nt
Organism: Annulohypoxylon maeteangense
Lineage: Eukaryota; Fungi; Ascomycota; Sordariomycetes; Xylariales; Hypoxylaceae
Product: long-chain fatty alcohol dehydrogenase
Exons: 6
Coding region: 1-2274 (757 amino acids)
Molecular function (GO): long-chain-alcohol oxidase activity; flavin adenine dinucleotide binding
Source: RefSeq, a predicted model, not a curated record